Molecule: messenger RNA, 2896 nt
Organism: Hyla sarda
Lineage: Eukaryota; Metazoa; Chordata; Amphibia; Anura; Hylidae
Gene: TMC4
Product: transmembrane channel like 4
Exons: 16
Coding region: 288-2192 (634 amino acids)
Cellular component (GO): plasma membrane
Molecular function (GO): mechanosensitive monoatomic ion channel activity
Source: RefSeq, a predicted model, not a curated record
CUUUGUACUCAGCAGGAUGAGAUGAGGGGGCGUGGCUUAUUCCUCUCAUGCAGACAGAGAGAAAAAAAAAUGCUGUGACAUCUUGUCCACAACAGACUCAGAACUGUGGACGACAGUAAAAGAAAACCCUCUGAACUACAGAACUUCCUGCCAAACAAACAGAUGUAACGUGGCAGAAAAAUGAGCUGCCUGAGUCAUUACUACGGUACCGAGGUCAUGAAGAACAGCCAUGGUCAGAAACUAUCCCGCCGCCAAGAGAAGGUAUUCUGGAAGACAAGUGGGUGGAUAUGUGGCUAGAGGAUGAAGACAGGCCUAUAAAAGACUUUUGUUGCUCUAUGCAGAAGAAAAGGGAAAUAAGGAAAAAACAGGAGAGAAAAAUAGCAAAGAAGACAGGAUGGGAGUCUUGGAAGGACGAAAGAACAAGAUCUUGGAGAAAAUUUAAGAGUAUGACAUCAGGUGUUCUACAAUACUUUGUUCUAUGGAAAGGCACUCUGCAAACUAUUGGAGGUCAAUUUGGAACUGGAAUACAGUCAUACUUCACUUUCCUGAGGUUCUUGGUGCUCAUGAACUUUGUUACAUUCCUCCUUAUUGCUGGAUUCAUUGUGAUUCCCAACAUCGCUUUUAAUGAACUGGGUUUACAACAGACCUUUCCCAUUUUUAACAUUAGUGAUAAGUGUUUUGAGUACAAUCCGAAUCCACAAGGACUACAGAGAUUUUACAUUUAUAUUAUGGACAUCCUCAUGGGAACGGGAUUUAUGGAGUUAACUUACAUGUUUUAUGGAUUCUACAAGAAGAUGUCUGUGAAUUUGGCUUCUUUUUCUUAUAAUAUUCCUCUAGCCUAUCUUGUAACAACUCUGGUUUACUUUCUUCUCAGUUUGCUGUGGACAGUGACCAGAUCAGUUCAAGGUUUCAAGCAGAGUUUGAUAACAGAAAAUUCAUCAAUGGCAAAUUACACAGAUAAAGUUCUCGCAGGCUGGGAUUUCUGCUUCAAAGAUGAAAAGAUUGUAAAGCUGAAGCAGAGAAGUAUUCGCUACGAGCUAAAGGUUACUCUUGAAGAGGAAAAAAUGAGGCAUCUCCGUGCACAACGUACCAUGGGUCAAAGAAUUGGUAUUUACUCGAUCAGAGUCUUCCUCAAUUUCAUUGUGAUCGGCCUCAUAUGUGGCGCUUUCUAUUGUAUCUAUCGCUCUACACAAGAAUCACAGAAGCUGCUUGAAUCGGAAUCAGUGAAGGGUAACUUUAUCCUGGAACUUCUGGCUGGUUAUCUGCCUUCAAUCGUCAUCACUGCUGCCAACUUCCUUCUACCGCUGUUAUUUAAUAUCAGUAUCAAGUGGGAGAAGUAUACGCUCAGCAUGGAAAUAAGGCUGACACUAAUAAGGUGCGUAUUUCUGCGGCUGGCCAGUCUAGGAAUGUUGCUAUACUCUCUGUGGAACAACAUUACUUGUGAAAACAUGGACAACAAAACACCGUGUGAGAUGUGCGGAUACAAUUAUGACUACAGUAAUUGCUGGGAGACACGGGUCGGUCAGGAGAUGUAUAAACUGCUGAUCUUUGAUUUCCUCACCGUCUUGGUGAUGAUACUACUGGUGGACUUCCCACGAAAGAUGAUAGUUGACCACUGUUCAUGUAAGCUUAUCCAGUUUUGGGGCCAGCAGGAAUUUUUGGUCCCCCCGUUUGUGCUGGACAUUAUCUAUGGUCAGACAGUUUGCUGGAUCGGAACCUUUUUCUGCCCUUUUCUUCCUCUCUUAAACACAAUAAAAUACUUUAUAAUAUUUUAUAUGAAAAAGGUAACACUAUUCAGCAACUGCCGACCAGCCGAUCGCACGUUUCGAGCAUCCAGUGCAAACUUCUUUUUCCUGCUGGUAUUGCUCCUUGGUCUUGCUGUAUCUUGGGUGCCAGUUCUGUAUAGCAUAUUUUCUAUGACUCCAUCCAAAGCCUGCGGUCCCUUUAGGAACCAGGUGUCUAUCUGGGAUACCAUCUCCACAUCAGUUGAGGCAUUACCAACAGUUGCAAGGGAGUUCCUGCAGUUCAUUGCCUCACAGGCAUUUGUGGUACCAUUGUUCUGCCUUUCAUGUAUUGUCAUGUUUUACCUCAUGGCACUUGGAAGUUCAUAUGGAAAAUUAGUGAGUGCACUCAAAGACCAACUGCAAAUGGAAAGAAGUAGAAAGAUACUUCUGAAUCAGGCGUACCAGUAGACACAGAUUCAAAAACAUCAAUGAAGAUGUCCACAAGUAUAAACAAUCUGAAGUGGAUGGAUGUUAUUUUUUUAGCAAACCUGCACAUAUAGCACAGAACAUGAGUUGGAGUCAUGUUUGACAUUAGUAUAACUGUAAUGUUAUUGCUUGAAGCCCAUGAGCCGGUAGCUUUAAUCCAUUAUGGAACUAGAAAGCUCGGAUGGUCCCUGAGGAGGCUGAAGAGUCUAAUGACAGAGCAGCAUUAAUAAUAAUCCCCAUGUCCAACCCAAAAAAACAUAAUUUUCAUAUAGGUAAAAGACCACCACAAGCCCCACACCAAAAUAUGUGCUAUCUUUCUAUAGUGGAAGCAAAUCAUUUCAUAUCAAUAAUAUUGCUCCAAUUUUUAUCAUCAUUUUCAAAAUCUAUAUAAGGUCAGAUAUCUCAUAUUAUCUUGUAGAAUGCCAGCAGAUGUGAUUGAAUCCAUUGCAUUUCUUGAACAAAAAUAUUCAAGCAGGGACAACAUCAAUACCAGGCAAAACUAGGAAGAUGGCAGGGACCACUAGACAGAGACCCUACAAUUACAAUGUACAGUAGAUCAAUUUACCACAUCAUUUGGAGCUGCCCAUUAAUGGGGUACUCUGGAACAGUUUGUUCCAAACACUGAGCAGCGAACGCUGGAGACGGCGCCGAGAGCUUGUGAUGUCAUAGCCCCGCCCCCUCAUUAU